GGAGGAGGAACCUCCCACAGUGCAAACUGCUGUCAGCCGGGAGCAGCAGGCCGUCAGUCCCAAGCCGAUUCCCCGCGGAGACACACACACCCGCUGACACACACACACACACACGCCGACAGUCUCCAGUUUCCCAGAAGAAAGAGGAGUUUCCAGCUUCCCUGAUCAAACUACAGCAGCUGCUAGAGACCAAGGCCGACGUCCUCCAGGCAGCGACCGCCGAGGACCAGCAGGCUGUGCUGUUCGGAGAAGGAGCAGCAGAAGAAGAACUGCGGAGGUUUGCCUUCCUGAGCCAGGAGUUGACGUUUCACCUGAAGCAGCUGCAGAAUCAGACACAGCAGGAGCUCGGCAGCGUCCGAACUCAGCUCUCUCAGAUCGAAGGCCGCCAGCAGCUGGUGAACACUGAGCUGCUUCACCUCCAGGAGAAGAAGAGAGCGACGGAGGAGGAGCUGAAGACGAGCCGCUGCCUCCAGACGUCCACUGCUCAGCUGAGUGCCUGCCGGGAGCUCCAGGCCUCCGUCGCCGACCGGCUGGUCCAGUCCCAGAGCCUGCUGUUCCAGGAGAACGCUCUGAGCGCGCUCCACCAGCUCCUCAGCCAAGACCUCCACCGGUACCAGGAGGAGAUCCAGAAACUGAGCCGCUUCACACAGAAGAUACCCAGGCCGGACGGAGAGGAACCCUUCACCAGCAGGCCGAGUGACCACAGCAUGCAAGAGAAGAACGAGGCGGAACAAGAGAACAACAUGGAGUCAGAGCUCGAUUCCAGCAAGCAGAUGGACAGUCCGUCCGAGGAGGAGCCGUCCACCCCCAAGGCCGGGCCCAGCACCCACAACCCCAAGUACCAGCUCUUCCUCAACAACGAGAUGAAGACCAACGGGCUGAGCGGCGGCAGCGACACCAACGGCCCCGGGGGCGGCGGGUCGGUGGCGGAGAACGGCACCAAGCGAUGGGAGAACAACCGACCGGGGGCCAACAGCUACAAGGGCUCCCUGGAGUCCCUGACCUCCAAAGACUGGGACACCAUGUCUGACAAGUUUACUUACGACAGCCCUCCCCGAGUGUUCAACAGCCCGUACGCCACAGCCACCUCCAUGGACUACAGUCCAAGGCACCGCAUGUCCGAGAUCAAGGUUCAAAGUGGACUUUCUCCUGCCACCUCGGAAAUGAACCUGUACUCCUUCAACAGCCGCAGUCCCAGUCCGGUGCCCAUUCCCACCACAACCCUGGGCAUCCCCACCCCCACCCUGGGCAGCGCACGCCCACGUUUCUCCGCCUACGACUCCCUCGUCAGGAGGAGGACUGAAAUCAACACUGUGCCUCAGGUGGUGACAAACCACUACACUUUGCGCACCAGUCCGAUGGGAGGGCCCAACAGGAAGGACUACAUCGAGGAGCUGACCAAGGAGCUGGACGCCUUGCAGAAGCGUAACCAGUUCCUGGAAGCUGAGAGUGUGGAGAUGGAGAAGGAAAGAAACCAGAUCAGGUUUGAGAUGCGAGGCCUGCUGGUGAACAACGAGGACCUGCUGAGGACCAACACUCAGCUGUCCAAUGAGAUGAAGAGGAUGAGAGAGCAGAUGAUCGAGAUGGACCGGGAGAACCGCGCCAUGGCCGAAAGAUGCAGGGAGAUGGAGAUUGAGGUUAAGGGAGCUCGCGACAUGAUGGUGGAAGUCAACACUCAGGAGUACGCCUUCAAUGUUCUCCAGCAGUCACUGCAGCACAAGAUCCAGGAUGCUGAGGAAAACCUGGAGAAGCAGACGCAGCACUCCAAGGCUCUGGCUGAGAAGCUGUGGCUGGCUGAGAGGCAGCUGGAGGAGCUGGAGGUGGACAAGGACACCAAGACCAAGAGGACAUCCGAGCUCCACAACGACAUUAUCAGACUGGAGACCGAGCUGAGCGACGCCAUGCAGGCGUCCCUGCAGUCCUCCACCGAGCUCAGCCUGCAGCAGAAGCUGCGCGCCGAUGCCCAGAUGAGAGUGGACGAGCUGGAGGAGACCCUGCUGGAGAAGGAGCAGGAGGUGCAGAAGCUGCAGGUCCUGGUGUCCAGGCUGCAGGGAGAGGUGUCCGGGAAGCUGAUCGAUAAGGAACGCACGCUGGAGGAGGAGAUCCAGCUGAGGGAGCGGCUGCAGCUGCAGGUCAAGCAGGCGGAGAGGACGGUGGACGACCUGACCAUGGAGCUGCACACCACCAACCAGGCCAAGGACGACCUGGCCAAGCAGCUCAAACUUUCUCAGGAGAAGAUUAUCGACAUGGAGACCGAGCUGGAGGAGCUGCACGACAGCGAGCAGAGGUGGGCCGCCAAGCAGAAGAGAGCCAUCGAACAGACGGAGCAGCUGCAGCUGAAGCUGAUCCAGGAGAAAGAUCUGAGCGACCAGCUGGAGCUCGAGAAGAUCUCCAUGGAGAGACAGCUGCGGGAGCUGCGUCUGGAGCUGGACGAGCUGCAGAGCUCCAGAGUUCAGGAGGACGUCAUCACCAGAGCGGAGAGCCGAGCCAAAGAGCUGGAGAACAGCCUGAGAACCGAGGAGAGGAACAAAAUAACCCUGACAAACACCAUCAGCAAACUGGAGAGAAGAAUCAACGAGCUGACCGAUCAGAUGGAGGAGGAACACCGGAUAGCUACAGAGCAGAAAGACCUGAUGACGCAGAGGAUCCGGUCCCUGAAGCGGCAGCUGAACGAGGCGGAGGAGGAGGCCAGCCGGAAGGAGGCGCAGUACCGUCACACCCACCGGGAGCUGACGGAGGAGAGGGAGAACAGCAGCCGGCUGCAGAGGCAGCUGCUGGACCAGCACCUGCAGAACAAGCGUGUGGACACCUUGUCCAUCCGUCAGACCCUGGACAACCUCCGUCUGGACCUGAGCGUCGACGACGAAGAGGAGGAGGAGCAGCAGCAGCAGCAGCAGCAGCAGCGGGUAGAGGCGGCGGCGGCGGCGGCGGAGGAGGAAGGCGCCGUCACCAAAGUCUGACUCUCCUCGCCGGAACGCACCUGUACAUACUUCAGCUAUUAAAGAAGACGACGCAGCAGGCGUCUUUCAGGGGGUUUUCUUUGUUUUUCACCUGCCACCAGUUGUUCGUUUAAGCUAGCUUAAAAAAAAAAAAAAGUGGAUCAUCGACCACGAAAUUGUCCAGAUGAACAAAAGCAGCGUUCCACCAGGAUUCAGAGCGUCACCUUUAUGAUUUCAGUCAUUUAAAGCCCAGAUCCUGUCCGUGGAGGUCGGCGGUUGCUAUGGCGAUCCCCACCAAUCGAGUCAGGAAGUUGACGGAUUUGCAAAUAAAGAAAAAUCUGCAUUAAAUCAUAAAUAUGUGAUUUUGAAGAUACCUCUCAUUCCUGUAGUGAACAGGAAGUUCGGACAUUCCAAAUAAUCAGCAGUCAAUUCAGUGGAAGACGUAAGCGUUCACUGAUAAACCCUUUCCCCACGGUGGCCUCCUGCUGGAGGGGAGGAGGAACUGCAGCCAGCACACAGAAAACCUGACUGGUGGCAAUAAACGAGGCUUGGAGGAUCCGGGAUUCACUGUAGUUGUUUUUAAAUGUCUCUUCAGUUUGGUGACGACGGGACUUUUUGUUGUUUGAGUAACUGAAAUAGUCAGACUCUUCAGCGUUUGGAGGGAUUUUCCUUCCAGGCGUCUGCAGCGUCUGGUUGUUGACAGGUUACUGUGGGAAAGCAGGGGAAGUGAUCGAAGCUGCACCCUUUAGUGAUUAUUUAUAUUGAAUUCUUUUUUUUGUGUGUAUGUUUAUGUUGUUUUUGUGAUUUGAAGAUUAUUGAGUUUGCUGGCGGGGCAACUUUUUUUAAUGAUUGAGUGAAUGAAUGAAUUGUCGGAUGAUUUUAGACUUCAGUUUCAGGUAUUUUUAGGGGGUUUGCUGCUGUAUUGAUUUUGCAUUCUCAAAAAAACAAACUUUGGGUUUGCAUCAACAUUAGACAGAAAGAACGCCGAAGAGAAGAUAAUCUUAGACCAAACGAAUACACAUUGAAGACGGACAGCUAUGUUUACACAAAAUACUGUUUAUAAUGUGCAUGGUGGGUUAAUAUAGCAGCUGAAUAUCCUGUGUAUAUUUAAAUUUUUCAAUUGGAAUUCAUUGUAUAAUAUUUUUAUGUCUUCACCUGCAGAUGCCUUCUGUUGUAGAGGGUUAUCUAUUCUGAUGGGGUUUAUUUUCCCUCAGUGUUGACUUGCAGACUUGCUAUUUACACAGAUUUUAUAAGACUUAAAGUCUCUUUAGUGGAACUCGGUGAUUUAAGAUGGCCUGAUUUAGUCUGCAAGCCGAGACUGAGGGCAAAGAAAGUGAGACACAAAUUCAUGUAUCAGCAGACAAACACACAUACACACACACACACACACACUGAAGAGGUUAAGUUGUGACAGUCAUAAAUAGAGAGGAGAAGGAAGUUCUUGAAAUGUUGCUUGGUUUAAAGGAGCAAAGUGAGAGUUGAGAGGAGGAGGGGGAGGAGGAGGGGUGGAUGGAUGGGUCAAGCAUCAGGUUUGAGUAGGAAAUGAGUCGUUUCAUUCAUUUUUCUUUUAAAUUACAUCAGGUUUAUGGAAAUUCUUUAUUUUCUGUGUGAGGAUGAAAGUCAGAAGAGAAAAAGCCAAGAUGUUGGCAGCUCUUACUUUUCUGUUGAAUUCAAAUCAAAUUAAAACAAUAGUUUCUCUUUGCUAGUGCACACCUGGGAAAAAAAGCCUUAAAUGAAUGAGUUUGAUGCUGACGAGCAGGAUGGUGUAACUGUCAUAUGAAAAACGUGAGAUAUUCAGAGCAGCCUUUUUAAAGGUGCAGUGUGUGUCUUUGUGCACCGGGUGGCAGUAUUAAGACCGUCUUCACAGUUAGUGAAGUUUCAGUUUUCACUUUUAGUUUAUCCGCUGUGGAUUUUUUUCUCGUAGGGAUUGAAAACAACCAACUAGUGACAGAUAGUGGUACUACAACACCAAAUGGAUAGAUGUUUGGCCAUAAACAAACACCAGUUGUUCAGUGUGUGAAAACGAUUCUCAUUACCUAAUGAAGUUUCACAUCCUGGUAGAACCAGAAAUGCAUCGGGUCUAUUUUAAUUUGAAGGAAACUGACUUCCUGUUCUGGCGUAGUUUAAUCGUUUUAAGGUAAAGUUGAAAUUUCCCCACACCUUGAGUUGUGCGUUUACAUCAGUAUGUGUGUGUGUGUGUGUGUGUGUAAAUCUUGAUAUGAAAACAGCACAAGAAAUCUUAAGAUUGUGUAACUAUAUGAAAUAAAGAAAAACAAACGGUGGCGUCUAUUGACCUGUAAAAUGAAAUAAAAUCCACUCUCCUAUUUUUUGUGAGUUCAGCUCACGUCAAAUGGAUCUGCUGUUCUCGGGUAUUUAUUUUUUACUUUCCUCAUUCUCUCUUUUGGUGAGAAGUUUUCUAGAACAAAAUACCAAUAAAUUCUUACCCACUGUGAA
Messenger RNA from Salarias fasciatus (jewelled blenny), 5393 nucleotides. Its product is annotated as cingulin-like protein 1. Lineage: Eukaryota; Metazoa; Chordata; Actinopteri; Blenniiformes; Blenniidae. The coding region runs from base 708 to 2960 and encodes 750 amino acids. Gene Ontology annotation, cellular component: bicellular tight junction; myosin complex. The record is from RefSeq and is a predicted model, not a curated record. The transcript has 22 exons. Gene Ontology annotation, biological process: protein localization to cell-cell junction.